Leptopilina heterotoma is the source of this 1534-nucleotide messenger RNA. Its product is annotated as retinol dehydrogenase 11-like. NCBI's taxonomy places the organism in Eukaryota, Metazoa, Arthropoda, Insecta, Hymenoptera, Figitidae. Bases 297 to 1274 code for a protein of 325 amino acids. The record is from RefSeq and is a predicted model, not a curated record. The transcript has 8 exons.
GAAUCUGUUUCCUCGCGAAUCAUAUGGUUUCACAGCACAUGCUAUACUUUAAUGCAGAAUAAAUAUGCAUGUCAAUAAAAAAACACUCGAUCAAAUAAGGCAAUGUCCAAAUUACUGAAUUUUUUUAUCAAAGUCGCACAACUUAUCAAAUCUAGAUUAGUUAAAACAAAAUGAUUAAACUUCACUCAUUUAGGUAUAGUGUUUCGUAAAAGAAAGAGCAGUAUUAUUUUACUAAAUGUAUUUUCUGUGUCAAUUUAAUAAUUAUAAUUCUAUUAGUUGAGAAAAAAAAUUAAACAAUGGAGUACGAAUUACUGUGGAAAUUCGUGACUUAUAUUUAUUACAUUGGAGGAUUAUUGUUAAUACUCAAAGUAUACAAUACUGUAACGGCAGGAGUAUGUAAAACUGAUAAACGAUUGGAUGGACAAGUUAUAAUCGUAACAGGCUCCAACACAGGAAUUGGUAAGACGGCAGCCUUCGAUUUUGCAAAACGAGGAGCUAAAGUUAUUUUAGCGUGCAGAGAUCUGGUAAAAGCUCACAAGACCAAAGACGAAAUUGUGGAAAUUACGAACAAUAAAAAUGUCGUGGUUCGACAUUUGGAUUUAUCAUCGCUAAAAAGUGUAAGACAAUUUGCAAGUGAAAUAAUUGCCACAGAAAAUAGAUUGGAUGUCCUAGUUAACAAUGCAGGCCUGGGAGGCAUUGUUGACAAGAAAACCGAGGACGGCCUCGAAUGGGCCUUACAAGUCAAUCACUACGGUCACUUUUUACUGACAAAUUUAUUAAUUGAUUUGCUUAAAAAGUCAGCACCUAGUCGAAUUGUUCACGUGUCAUCAAUGAUGCACUGGCUGGGACGCUUAGAUUUUGAUAAUAUGAAUUUUGAAAAAGGAAUAAAUGGUUUUAUGAUAUAUAACGUCAGUAAAUUAUAUAACAUAAUAGGAAGUAACGAAUUUGCAAGACGAUUAGAAGGAACUGGUGUAACGUCAAACAGUUUACAUCCAGGCAUUGUACAUACAGAAAUAAUGAGAGAGGUUCCUUUCCUAAUAAGACAGUUUGUAAAUAAAAUGUUACAACUAUUUUUCAAGUCACCGGAGGAAGGAGCCCAAACCACUAUUUAUCUAGCAGUUAAUGACGAAGUAACAAAUGUAUCAGGAAAAUAUUACUCCGAUUGUCAGGAAGCAUACUCAUCAUCAAUCACAAAAGAUAAAGAAGCAGGCAAGAAAUUUUGGGACAAAUGCUGUGAUUUUGUGCAUCUUAAACCAGAAGAAAGAUUUAUUUAACACUUAUGUUUCAUAACAGUUUUAUCUUUUUUAUAAUAAAUUUAAAGUACAAAAAAAUUUAACAAAUUCUGUAAUGUAAUCGUUAUUAUUAAUGUUAAGUCAUAAUCUAUGGCCACAAAACUCAUUCUCCAAAUUCCCUGAUUUUUCGCUGACUAAUCUUUUUUUCCCCUAACAAAAAUAUUUGUGGACUCUAUCGAUUAAAAUUCCCUGACAUACGACGACCCUGCUAUCCUUUUUGGUAUACUAAGAAAAUAAAUUAU